Messenger RNA from Symbiodinium sp. CCMP2592, 1032 nucleotides. Lineage: Eukaryota; Dinophyceae; Suessiales; Symbiodiniaceae. The record is from the annotation of a GenBank genome assembly.
AUGAUGGCUUUGGUGACGGUGCUCUUUGUGUUACCCAUGGCGCAGGUGGCGACUGCUUUUCGCCAUGAGGCGGUGGGGGAAGACAGCAGCCACAUCUGUUGGCAAAAGUGUUGCUCUUCCAAGUGCGGCAAUACAAGCUUUCAUCUCCCAGGCGAUUUGGCGAGACAAGUCGAGUUACAUGAUUGCGUGGUGAAGCUGCACGAGCCUCAAUACCAUGCGGGAGACGCUUUUUGCGAGGAGACUUGCACAAUCUUCGCCUCUGAGGGGGCGAAAACCAUCCAAGUUGAGCGGAAGAGUGGGAAAGGAGAACAGCAGUGCAAACUGCAGUCGCCCGUGGACGGCCUCUGCCAACACCAAUGCUGUCAUGCCAAGUGCACGGAUGAAGCCUACGAGCUGAAUGGCACAUGGCAACUCCAAGAUUGUUCCCUGGUCGGUCGUUAUGAGCAGGGCUGCGAGGAGAAGUGUACAGUGGUACACUCUGGAAAGCCUCAGCAUGUCCAGGUCCUCCGACGGAGUGGGCCUGGCUCACCGCUCUGCAUUCCCCAGGAAUCCCCGGAACAAGUGGCCGCAGACUUUAUCGAGCAGCUCGAGAAGGGACCGCUCCGUGAUGGCUGGUACAUCGGCAAGCGUGGUGGUGUACAGUGGCCUAAAGUGAAGAAAUUCCUGAAGCUCGGCAAGGCGGCGGUCACUGACGAGCAUCGCAGGCACGGAUUUUCCCGAGAGGUCUCUGGCGAGGUCAAAGAUGUUGCCAUCAUCGGAGAUCUUCACGGCCAGCUCUUCAACCUUAUCGCUUACUUGGUGGAAAUCAAGAAAGCAUAUCAGGAGAAGGGUUACAGCAGCCUGGAUGGAUCAUCACUGCUCGUCUGUGACCCGCGCAUGCAGUACAUCUUCCUGGGCGACUAUUUAGAUCGGGGUGAGAGAGCAGUCGAAUUGCUUCUGCUUCUUCUCGCCUACAAGGCCAGAGGUUGCCUCAACCUUAAAGCUUGGAUACUGCCCCCACUCAGCAACAGUUGGAUAAUACUCAUAAUCUAG